AAGAAAUGUGAACAUUGAAUAUCCGACUUGAUCUGUCUUGGAGGCUUUCGAAAGAGCAAUUCGCCAUCAAAAUGUCGACACGAGCAUUACGACGGGCGCUUUCAGCCCCGGUAUUGGAUAACGUCUUCUCCAAUGUGCUAUCAGGUCCGUCAACAACCAAUAUCGCACUUCGAAAAUGCAAUCCUGUAGCAUUAUCUGUACCCAAAGCCGUCACACGAUCAGCAUCAACCACAACAGCAAGAUCCACGCUCGGAUCAUCAUCACUAGAAACGAUUCAACAUAAUCAGCGAAUCGCACCGGCAUCAAGUCCACUGUCCUCCACUGUUCGCGAGCUUCUGCCGUUACUACAAGCUCAAGGACCUCACUACAUCACAGUGCACAUUCACGGAUUUCCUUACCUGAUCACGCAAGGAGAUACCGUACGACUUCCUUUCGUGAUGCACGGCGUGCAGCCUGGAGAUGUUAUUCGAUUGAACAGUGCCAUCGUUCUUGGAAGCAGGGAUUACACCUUGAAAGCCGCAGCUCCUGCGCCCAAGUCAAAGAGCAGUUUCAUUAGCACACCUGUCGCACAGGGUCUCAACGGUCCUCUCGAGGCUCAGGUGGAGUCACAGUCAGAAGAAAUAUCACCGAAUUCGGCCGUGGGCGCCGUCGCGCCGCACUUCAUCCCACAUAUUGCAAAAGGAAAGCACGGGUACUUGGACGACAGGCUAUUUGUGUGCAGAGCUGUAGUGAUGGGGGUUGAGAACGAGCCAAUGCGCGAGAAAGAGAAGACCAAGCGUCGACAGCGACAUGUUCAGACCAUCCGGAGCAAACACCGAUAUACCAUUCUGAAGAUCAAGGAGCUGACGGUGAGGGGACUAGAAGAAAUCGAAGGCCCAUCUUCAUGAACAGUGCAGAAAAACAAUUUUCUCAGCUCGCUCGACCAACAGAGGUUUGAAUGUUCGACCUGCCGAAACUUCAUGAGACAGGCGUCUGUCAUGAUCUACGCUCUGUUCGAAAUGUGUUCAAGGCGUGGGGACAUUCUUAGCAUGCUUUGCGGACGGGCAGCAGCAGCUUGACAGAACAAGAUUGCAGACUGUGAAAGGAGACAGAAAGUCCAGAUGAUGGCGUGCUGGGCGCGUCUUCUGCAAAUCUGGCAGCUCAGCUCUGGCGCGCCCCUAACGGAGUGUGGAUCCUCCGUGGGUACCUUGCUGUUGACCAGCGGUGAAAGUUGGUCAUGGAGGAAAACGUCGAGCCGGCUGGAAUCAAAUUGGUGUCACCUAGGAGGAUACGGCGCCUGCGGGCAGAUGAAGAUGUACAAACAGUGUAGAACAACCUAUUCACAUGUAUAAAAUAGCUUCUCCUCAAAUUUUCGCUGCAUAUGUCGGCUUC
Messenger RNA from Dissoconium aciculare CBS 342.82, 1371 nucleotides. RefSeq lists its product as uncharacterized. Gene Ontology annotation, molecular function: structural constituent of ribosome. Bases 72 to 887 code for a protein of 271 amino acids. Lineage: Eukaryota; Fungi; Ascomycota; Dothideomycetes; Mycosphaerellales; Dissoconiaceae. Gene Ontology annotation, cellular component: mitochondrial large ribosomal subunit. The transcript has a single exon. The record is from RefSeq and is a predicted model, not a curated record.